ACGUAAAACUUAAAAAGCAACACAGUUUUAUAAACAGAAAUCUUAAAUUGGGAAAUUUAACGGUAGUCGUGUACAUUAUUUAAAAAAAAACAAAACAUUUUUAUAUUUGCACAUUGAGGCAAUGUUUAUUUACUUACUCUAUUCUUGGCUGAGUGUGUGAGUGUCCAUUUAUUGAAAUGACCUUGAAUCACGCCGCUAAAUCGUCACAUAAGGAUAGUGUCAACAGAGCUUCUAUAUAAAUAGAUAGAUUUGAUGAUCACCUCAGCAUCCGUUUACAGCCACCUCCACACGUGUCUGUCUAGCGACAUCAACCGUCGAGCCAUGAAACUACUCAUCUGUUUGACUGUUGUGAGUCUGGUGUGUUACGCCUCGUGUCAACGUGGACGUAAGUUUUCGGACAUUUUUUUUUAAACUUGUUAUUUUUAAAACAACUCUUAAGGUUUGCUUCUGUUGCACACCCAUGUAUCGCUUUCACGUCAAAUCUGGUUUGUUUUUUUUUGUUCGUUUUUUGUUUUGUUUUUUAAAAUCGUUAUUGCCUUACUCUAGAGUGCGCGUCUAUACAAAAGAGUUUUUAAAUCCUUGACAUUUAACUUCGCUUUGGUGUGUGGGCGGCUGGCUGGCAAACUCUUCCGACAGCUUUUUGACCCACUUCCCGUCAAUCUAUCGAGCUGAAACCUGACACAUAGACUCGUCGCCAAUAACAACACAUUUUUUUUUCUUCAAAUUUUCAGCCCCACCCCCAAGCCCCGAAAAAUCAGUUUUCCUGUUCUUCAAGAUGAAGAUGAAGGAAAUAUGAUUACACUGAUUUCACGAGAAAAACAAAUGUCCUAUAACUGCGCUGAAUAAGAUUCUUUAUUUUUUUUACAAGAUUAAAAAUUCACAAGAACGUAAUUGUUUUCUUUGGUUUUCUGAAAAAAUUUGUGAAAUAAAUCUGCGGUGUUAAUGCGGGUGGGACAUUAGAGUUUAAUGUAGCUCAAAAGUGUGAAAACAAAUUUGCUGUAACGAGCCCUACGGUAUGGUGGGGGGGGGGGGGGGGGGGGGGGCGAAAAAAAGGGGGGGGAAGCCCUACGGUAUGGUGGGGGGGGGGGGGCGUGGGGGGACGAAAAAAAGGGGGGGGGCGUUACAUACGAUUCUUAUUAAGUGCAUUACUUUUACGCCUACUUUUAAAUAUAAUGUUGAGGCCCACCGUGCAAUUGACUGAUAUUAAAUUUUAUAAAGCAAUUAGUACGAAAAACUUUGUGCUUUAGGUAUUUGUGUCAUUAUUAAUAUAUUAACAUGACGCCAGCACAGACUAUUUGGUGACCACAUUUUAACGGGGUAUGGCUGCUUCAACACCACAUUAAGCCAGCGCUGACCGUCUUUCUUGGAAUCAAAUAAUGAUUAUAUUUGUUGACCAUUGUUGGCGUCAUUCUCUUUUUUUUUUAACACACUAAGUUUAAUUUGCUUCAUGAAAUGUAAUUUUUUUGACUUAAUAAAGUAUUCAUUAUUGCUCUUAUUUUUAAAAAAAUUGGUGUCCCAAAAUGUGGAAAAUAAAUGCCCUACAAAUGAAUAAUUUCAGUUUUUAUUUAGAUUUAAACAAAUUGUAAAUGUACUCUGUUAUUUAAGUUGUGAUUGAUAGUGACAUUGUCAUUAAAUCAUUAAUGAUCUCACGCUGAGAAGGUGACUUUUUUUUUUUUUAGUUUAGUUGACAUAACCAUGUCAGUGAAGAAUUUGAUGAUGUUGACGACCAUUAUUAUUAUCAGUGACAAAUUAUUAUUAUUAUUAUUAUUAUUUUACUUUCUAAUGUUAUUUUAAUUAUAAUUACUAUCAUUGUUAUUAUUAUAAUUUAAUUACCAUCUCUUGAGAUGGUUACUGUAUCCGUAGCUUAGUGACUUCGUUCCAUGAGAAUAAAGCCUAAUGUAAACAGACGUGUGCAUUUCUCUUAUGCUGACAACUGUUCAAUGCUAUCGUUACGGUGGAAGAACACUAUCCACUGCAGUACAUGACGUGGGCGUUGAAUUAUUCUGUUCGCAUAUUUCACAGGUCAGAGGGCUCCUGUCCGCCAGCCGUCAUCAUCUGAGCCACAGCAAGGCUCCGCCCCUGCCCCUGGACCAGCCUUUUUUGUUGAUGGGCAACCCUUUAACGUGACCGACCUGGGUGAGCCGACCCAACAGCCUGGCACUGCCGACCAGAGGAAAGAGGGAACCGUGGGCAGAGGUCGUGGACAAGGCAUAAGAAAUCGAUUUACUAGAAGACCAUGAAACUAUAUUAUAUAACCAAAGGAAACUAUAAAGGACUAUAGAAAACUAUACCUAACCAUAGAAAACUAUAGAGAACUAUAGAAUCUAUACCUAACCAUAGUAAACUAUAGAAAUCUAUUCCUAACCAUACGAAACUAUUGGAAACUAUAAAGAACUAUAACAAACUUUAGGAUGGCCAUAGAAAACGUUUUUUGUUUGUAAGUUAGAAGACAUUCGUGUUAACAUGUAGGAUGUCUUUGUCCUGAAAAUCUUUAAUAAAUGCGCU
Lymnaea stagnalis (great pond snail) is the source of this 2505-nucleotide messenger RNA. The record is from the annotation of a GenBank genome assembly. Lineage: Eukaryota; Metazoa; Mollusca; Gastropoda; Lymnaeidae.